UUCAUUAAUAAAUUAUAUGCAUCGAAAGAAUUCGGAUCCAUUUGAAAUAGAGUCUUUGUUUCAACUAUAAAGCCAGGAGGAGCAAUUUAAUUAAGAAUUGUUUAAUGAAGAUAAUCUUUAUGAGUUAGAGGAAAAUAUCAAAAAUAAAAAAAUAGAUAAGGAAAUUAAACAUACUAAAAAUACUACUAAACAUAAUAAAAGUACUGUUAUAAUAAGCGGCCCAGAUAAAAACCUUCCUAAAAAUUCUAAGAAAAUAAAAAAAAAAAAAAACUUGAAUAAAACAAAUUAACAACUAGGCAAUAAUAAGCCAAAAAAUACAAAGGAGAUUUAUACGAUUCCUGGGGAAAGCAAAAACAUCCCAAAAAAUUUCACCAGUGCCUUAAAAAAAUUUAUCCUCAAUCAUUUUAAUCCUAGUGUAUAACAAAACCCUUAAAUUAUGGAGCUCUUAGGUACUUAACAAGAUAGGGCUUGCAAAUAAACCUUAGAGAAUUCUAUAAACAGUUGUUAAUUACUAAAAAACAUAGCUUAGAAGUUCUUUGGAAGCCUAAAAUGGGGAACUAUAUUUUUAGAAGAAAACAAGGCUGACCUAAAUGCAUAGUUCAGAUUCAACUAGAUCUGGUUUGAGUCAAGCAAUUGA
Molecule: messenger RNA, 637 nt
Organism: Paramecium octaurelia
Lineage: Eukaryota; Ciliophora; Oligohymenophorea; Peniculida; Parameciidae
Source: the annotation of a GenBank genome assembly